This is a messenger RNA of Chelonia mydas (Green sea turtle), 6653 nucleotides long. It is a transcript of the gene RNF157, whose product is annotated as ring finger protein 157. The transcript is spliced from 19 exons. Gene Ontology annotation, molecular function: ubiquitin protein ligase activity. Lineage: Eukaryota; Metazoa; Chordata; Testudines; Cheloniidae. Gene Ontology annotation, biological process: protein ubiquitination. Bases 497 to 2446 code for a protein of 649 amino acids. The record is from RefSeq and is a predicted model, not a curated record. Gene Ontology annotation, cellular component: cytoplasm.
GGCUGGCGAGCCGCCCUAACGUCAAGGCGGCGCCCAGCCCCCGUGCAGAGGCUCGGCGCGGCUGCCGGCGCAGGGGGAGAGGAUGCUGCUGCGGGCAGGGGCUGCCUCCCGGCCCUCCAGCAGCGGCGGCGGCGGCGGCAGCAGCAUCCUCAGCCCUGGCGAUGCAGGCACCACCCCCCGCCCCUGGUGAGCCGCAGUGCUCCAGGAGGGGCCCCCGCUAGCCCCAGCCCAGCCCGUGCGUUCCGCUCCGCUCCGCUCCGCUCCGCUCCGGCGAGGAAGGGAUGGGAGUGAGGGCAGCUGCUCCUGUCCCCUGCUCAGCAGCAGCAGGCGAGUCAACGCGGCAGCCGCCGCACUGAAGGAGCAGGGGGCACAGCCAGGGCGGUUGACUGAGGGCACUGUGAGGCUGCCCCCCCCCCGCUUGCAUUGCCAGCUCUUGCAUUCCCCCCCAGCCCAGCAGCACCUCCCAGCCCCUGGAUCCCCUCUGCAAGGCGCAGCCAUGGGGGCGCUGACCAGCAGGCAGAACGCCGGGGUGGAAGAGGUGGACAUCCCUUCUAAUUCAGUCUACAGAUAUCCUCCGAAAUCCGGGAGCUACUUUGCCAGCCAUUUCAUCAUGGGAGGUGAGAAGUUCGACUCCACGCACCCGGAGGGCUACCUCUUUGGAGAGAACAGCGACCUGAACUUCCUGGGAAAUCGACCUGUAGUGUUUCCUUACGCCGCCCCACCCCCCCAGGAGCCGGUGAAGACACUCAGGAGUUUAAUCAACAUCCGCAAGGACACUCUGCGCCUAGUCAAGUGCACAGAGGAAGUGAAGACCCCUGGCGAGGAAGUCAGCAAAGCCAAGGUCCGCUACAAUGUGGAGUUCACCUUUGACACUGACGCGCGAGUGGCCAUCACCAUUUAUUACCAGGCUACCGAAGAAUUCCAGAACGGAGUAGCCAGCUACCUCCCCAAAGACACCAGCUUGCAGUCCGAGACGGUCCAUUACAAACGAGGGGUGUGCCAGCAGUUCUGCGUCCCCUCCCACACCGUCGAUCCUUCCGAAUGGGCAGAAGAGGAGCUGGGCUUUGACCUGGACCGAGAGGUGUAUCCCAUGGUGGUGCACGCAGUCGUGGACGAGGGAGAUGAGCACCUCGGCCACUGCCACGUACUGCUGGCAACGUUUGAGAAGCAUGCAGAUGGUAGCUUUUGCGUGAAGCCCCUCAAGCAGAAACAAGUGGUGGAUGGAGUUAGCUACCUCCUUCAGGAGAUCUACGGGAUCGAGAACAAAUACAACACGCAGGACUCCAAGGUGGCUGAGGACGAGGUGAGCGAUAACAGCGCAGAGUGCGUGGUCUGCCUCUCGGAUGUGCGGGACACUCUGAUUCUACCCUGCCGCCAUCUUUGCCUCUGUAACACUUGUGCGGACACCCUGCGUUAUCAAGCCAACAACUGCCCCAUCUGCAGGCUGCCAUUCCGAGCCUUGCUCCAGAUCCGAGCAAUGAGGAAAAAACUUGGCCCUCUCUCUCCAACCAGCUUCAGCCCAAUCAUCGCCUCCCAAACGUCCGAUUCUGAGGAGCACUCGUCUUCUGAGAACAUCCCUCCUGGCUAUGAGGUAGUGUCUCUGCUGGAAGCUCUCAAUGGGCCCCUCACUCCGUCCCCGGCUGCCGUUCCGCUGCAUGGGCUUGGGGACAGCCACGGGGCAGGGAUGCUGCCAUCGUAUGGCAGUGACGGCCACCUGCCUCCCAUCAGGACGCUCUCUCCCCUCGACCGCUUGUCGGACUGCAGCAGCCAAGGGCUCAAACUCAAGAAGAGCCUGUCAAAGUCAGUUUCUCAGACUUCCUCGGUCUUGCACGAAGAAGAUGAUGAGAAGUCCUGCAGCGAAUCAGAAAUCAGGAUUUCCAGGAGGAAGUCUCCUCAUCAGCAUGAGGAGGAAUGUGGUGUGACACCAGAGAGUGAAAACCUCACCUUGUCCUCCUCGGGAGCAAUAGAUCAGUCUUCGUGCACAGGAACCCCUCUCUCCUCCACCAUCUCCUCCCCAGAAGAUCCUGGCAGCAGCAGCCUGGCCCAGUCCAUCAUGUCCAUGGCCUCCUCCCAAAGUCAGCACUCCCAGAUCAGCACUGACACCAUGUCUUCCAUGUCUGGCUCCUAUGUCGCUCCGGGCACAGAGGAAGAGGGGGACAUGCUCCCAUCCCCUGCUGCUGCCAGUGGGAUUCCUUCAGAAGGAGAGUCAACCCCUGUGGAAUCUCCAGAUAGGAAUUUUGUCAGUAUCCCUGCGGAGGAGCGAGACGCGGAGGGGAACGAUGUCAUGGAGGAAGAGGAUGGAUCUCCCACCCAGGAAGAUGGCCAGAGGACAGGUGCUUUCCUAGGUAUGGAGUGUGACAAUAACAAUGACAUUGACAUCUCGAGCGUGAAAGCGCUGGACAAUAAGCUGUGCUCUGAGGCCUGCUUCCCUGUAUCUAUUUUAUAAUGCCCUUUCUGCUGUGGGGUUCGCUCUGCCGCACGCAUCCCAACCCGGACUGUCUUCUCUCUGCCUUAUGCACCAGCAGCAGCAAGAGCCUAGUAUGCAUUUAAUCUCCGUGAAUUACCUGUUCCAACUUACUUCGUUUUGAAACAAAACUGACCUUGAAGACAGCUACGUUUUCUGGAAAGAGAUGCGUUUUCCAAAGUUUGCAUGCCACAUGUCCACCUACAAAUUGAGAUAAUGGAUGCAGAAAGCAGCACGCACAGCAAGAAGCAGCCAGCUAUUCAGAACAGGGCAAACCUGAGCUGCAGAUUCAGUGCACCCAGCCGUUGUCAGAAUGUGCACGCUCAUGCGACAAUUUCAGGAAAAUUGCAUGAGCAGCUCUGAUUGCAUCCAGGAUCCUGGAGGCGAUUGAAAGCUGUGACCACGCUACCAUUGAACUGUGUAAGGCUUUUUUUGUCACCAUCAUGGGGUAUGUGACAAAAAACUUGCCCAUUGUGGUGUUUUCACAAGGAAUUGUGGUCUUUCCACCUCCAGGCAGCGUGUGGCCGAGCAGCAUUCGGUCGGUUCUCAUCAAUGUGAAUCUGUAAACAUCCGGUGUUGUGCAGCAUCCAAGAAUGACCUGGAUUUUUAAAUGGUGGAAUUUAUUUUUUAUUGAAAGACAAAGAAUGUUGCCCAAAAUGGUGUUGCCCCAGGGCUCCCCUCCCUGUGUUUUCUGUAAUUUGGGGCGGGGGGGUUUGAGGGAGGCUGCCAUGUUAAACCAAUGACUUUUUCAAUGAUAAAUGGCCAGCUUUGGAAAUGAUACAUGAAAGCGGAGACACUUGAUCACUCCUUUCACUGCUGUGGAUGUCUUUUUGGAAGAGAAUUAGGUAGGAGCAUCCUUGGAAAGAUCACAAGGCAGCAUCCCUCAGGGAGACUUGAUACAGCACAGGACGGUCUCAGUUACGCUGCCGACCUCACAGCGGGGACAAGGUUUAAAUAAACAUGACAGGCUAUUCUGAAUCUUCAGCAGAUUUAAAGUCAGGCAAGGGCCCUUGUUGUAAUUAUUUAAAUUACUAGAAGCAUAAGCAUUUUUGCAGCAGGCUUAUUUCAAAUGGCUUAACUUCUAUUACGGAUGCUCUUCCAAGAGUUAGUCAUUAUGGAUCUGAUUAAAAGACCAUUGAAGCAAGAGAAAGACGGAGGAAAUUGUAGGUUUUCAACUGAGCAGGGAAGGAGAGCUAAUAAGGUAUUUAAUGCCUAUUUUGCUUCAGUCUUCACUGAAAAGGUUAAUGGUGACCAGAUACCCAGUGUAAUUAAUAUUAACAACAAGGGGGUAGGAAUGCAAGCCAAAGCAGGCUAAAGAAAAUGUAGAUAAGCUAGAUGUAUUCAAGACAGCGGGGCCUGAUGAAAUUCAUCAUCGGGUUCUUAAGGUAGUAGCUGGAGCAAUCUCGGAACCAUUCGACCGAGGUCCAAGCCGGCACUACAUUUCUAUGAUUCUCUGACGUCGGGGUGGGGUGGGGGGAGUGUAUGUAAUCAAUACCAUAUUUCUCUGCAUCAAGUCUCCCUGUGGAAUGCUGCCUUCUGAUCUUUGAAGGACUCUCCUUGCUAAUCCAGUUCUAUAUAAAGAGCCUUCUUAGUGAUGCAAUGUCUAGGUCCUAAUGGAUUUUCUCAUCUUGUUAAUUUUCCGUCACCUCUGGGACCUGGAGAUUUACUUGUGUAGCUCUUUAGCUCAACCUCGAAAUGAAAAUCAGUUAACAUUAGAAACAUAGAAUUCCACAAAUAAUCUUUGAUGCAAAAAUGCCAGAGCAUUGUAAAGUGAGUGUAAACAGUGUGAUGUAAAGGAGCAUUAGUGUAAAUCAGAAUUAGGCCCCUAAUGUCCAUUAGCUAAAGAUAACUCUGCUCCUGGGGAAUGAUUUGAAGGUACUGUAUUACUGACGAAAGCAAGCAGGCAGUUUAAAUGGACACACUUUGCAAUAUACUGUGUACAUCUCAGUUAAAUUGGAACCUUAUUUUGCUGUGUGGGUGUCCAGAGAUAGCAACUUUUAUUAAGGGCUUACAUUUUCCAAGUUGCUGAUCAAGGGCAGCCUUCAUUUACUGCACUGGAAAGAAACUGUGAAUGCAUCAACACCUCUGAGUAAUGCAUCCUUUAUUUAGCUCAGAAGCCUUGUAAAUUUUGGCCAUUGGGCCCAGUUCUGAACUCCUGUCAGUAUAGAUCAGAUGUUACUCCUCUGAAAUCAGUGGGAAUAUACCCAUGUCAAACUGCACUGACAUGAAUUCAGAGUCCAGCUCAUACUAUUUCAUUUUGAUUGUUGUUUACUUUUUAGAGUAAUUCACUCCACUAGGUACACAGCACAGCCCUCCAUAGAAAGCUGCCUGGUGGUAGCACAUUCUGUUUACAUGAUGCUUCUGUAAAUUUACUUUCUGCCAUAACACUUCUUUCAGCAAAGCAUAGCUACAUUAAAGGCCAAGAGAGUGUGCUUAGUAAAUUGCCCAGUAUUAUCUUUGGACAUUGCAAUAUAAAAUGAGCAUCCGACAGAGCUCAUAUGGACAACUAUCUCUUGGGUAAACAAGGCUGAGGUAUUCUCUUCCUCUCUGGAAAUAUGUAAUAUUUCAGCUCACUGUUUUAAAAGCUGAUCUGUUUUAUCCCAGUCAUAGCUGUCAUAAUAUAUGGAAUCACUGUCUUAAGCAAGAGCCAUUUGUUUAAAAAAAAAAAAAAAAAAAAAAAAAGAUUACAAACUCCGUUCCAAACAAAUAGGCUUUUACCCAACUUGAGUUCUAGCUUUGUCUUCCUUGUUCACCAGGGCCGCUCCCUGUUUGGAACACUUUAAAGCACAGACAUCUAGUGCCUGAAUAAUAUAUUCUAAGUAAGCAUAUCAUUAUAGGGGCUGCAAUUCACUAUCAGUAAAAGGGUUCCUUGUAGGAGUGCUUCUAGCAUGUGGUCCUACUUCUAUUUAAGUCAGUAGAAAUAGAGUCAGGCCCAUAGUUUCUCAAUCACUUUGGGGUCUGUGGUGUAAUACAUAUCCUAUAAUACAUCGUACAAACAAGUGUUUGACUACUUAGUGCCCAGGGGCCGGGAGAAAAUGGCUCUGAGGCACUUCACAAACAAAGGUUUUCCCAACAGUGGAUUUUCCCAGAGUAAUUCUAGUGGCAGAGGAUGCAUGAGAGGGUUCAUCGGUAUGUAUUGUCAGAGUUCCAUGGGAAUUGGGUGCUGAACUCACACUCAAAUUCUGCAGGAUUUGAGCUUCUACCUACGUUAGGUCCUUUGAAAACACCAGCCUAAACCCCCUUGGACCACUUGAUCCCUACACCUUGCAGGCAUCCCCCACAGAAAGUCUGUGGAGUGUGAACUCCAUGGAGCUAACCCUGUUCUCAGUUACGCUGGUUAAAUCAGGAAUAUCUCUAUUGACAUCAAUGGAGAUAAACUGGUGCAAAACCAGGGCAGGUGCAAUCAGAAUCAGGCCCACUGGGUUUGGUGGCAGGAAUGUUCAGAGUGUAGCUCCAUCCAAACACUCCCAAACCAGAACUGAACCCAAGCUGUGUAAUCUUUUUUCACAAGGACACAUUUGUUUCUUUUUCUUUGGCAGUCGGGGACAGAUGUGAGGGACCCAUGCAGGUCCCGGGGGGAUGGACAGGAGUUUGGGAGGAAGAGCCCCCAGGAAAGUGGGGAAAUCUGUGUCUCUCUUCAUAAAAGAAGCGUGGCUUGUAGAAGUGAGCUGUCCAGGCCCUGUCCUCCAGACUUGUCUUUUGCUGUUCUCUCUUCCGUUAGAUUUAACCGUGCACUCCUGACUGUGGUAACGGGUGGAGAACUCCACCGUAAACCUGGGCGUUCAGAUGCUGUGAACAUGCCAUUCAGCUUGUAGAGAGUCGAGUGGUAAUUGCCAUUUGCUGGAGCGUGUGGCUUUGUAGGGCUUUGUCUCCCAGCCCAGCAGUUUUAAUGGCAUGACGUGUGGAAUACAGUGUCCCUUGGGUGCAACAUCUAUCCCUUCCGCCCAGAAGGGAGCCAGGGUGGGUUCCUUCCAUUUCUCCCAUCACGGCCAACUCAGAUGGUCUCUAAGGAACGUCGUCCGAGCUGGGGCACAGUGCCAGAGCCUUGUGUUAACCCAGCCAGGGCGUGGCGGGUUUUGCAUGGAGAACCUCCUGCAGUAAUACAAGGAUCACAGGGUAACCAACCUCCUGUGUAUUGCUGUUUCUGUUUUGUGCGUGUGUCUUUUGUUCACCAUUUGCUUUUGGUCUU